AUGAACCUCGAGGAGCUCACUUUUGAGAUUCCUUCUACUGGCGUCCACCACCACGCCGCCAGAUAUCCCGCCUAUUCUGAUCACUCGCCGUCGCGCCCAUUGAAAGCGCAGAGUCUUUCGUCCACUCCUUCAGAAAACGAUUGGGUGUCGCCGUUCACCCUCCCUCCUUUACCGAGUCUACGACGUGACCGCCAUCACUCCGAGAACCUCAAGUCUCCUGAAUAUCUUCGUCAGCGCGACGGAAGCGGUGCUUACUACGCCGCUGCUUGGGGCUCGCCCUACGCCACUCCGAGUCCUCGACGAACACCUGGCCCUGCCGGUUCCGUUGGGGAGCGGGUGGACAACCGUGCAACUCGCGCACAAAAUCAUCACAUCUUGGGCAAGAAAGCGCGUGCGACGAAACCAUUACGAAAACCUCGCUCGGAGCGAACCAAUUGGCUAAGUGAAUCAGAAGAUAGCGAAUUUGAGACAAGUGCUAAAGAGGAGGACAAAACGCCAACUCGGGUAGCAGCAUAUCUUGACAGUUGGGGGACGUCUCCCGUCAAUUCACAGAAUCGACCUCCACGGCAUCAUCGAGUCAGUGAAAGUCUCGCCACGAUCACACCGGACACGUUCCAUGAUUCCGAACCCCGUUCAGUAGGGUCUGAUCGCCGGCACCGAUCGAUCUCUCAGUCUGGAGGGGGCACCAUGGCGGCUCAAGAACCCGAAAGUGUUGGGACAGCGGUCAAGCCUCUGUCAACCCUUCCUCGUCGAGGGUCUUUGGUUGAAGAGGAGGACAAGGUCCCUGACAGCCCAAGCUCAACAGUUCGACCGCGACCUACGUCCAUGCAGUCAUAUCAGCGACCGAAAAAGAAAGUAUUUUGGAAAGGCAAGGCGUGCAUUAUAGCACUACCGAUGACUGACCGAGAGGCCGCUGGGUUGCCGCCGGUAUUGACGGCCGAGCAGGUUAAAAGGCGGAUUGACGGAUUCAUUGCGGAUGGAUACAAUGUGGAUGGGUUUGAGCUCAACGAUGUUCCCACUGGCCCGCCUCGGGAGAGCAGUGGCCAGAGCCGACCUGUAUAUCCAGAUCCAACGGAGAUGCACAGCGAGCGCAAGUUGCGCCACUUCCAGGUCCAUAUACCCAACCAAGCGGAAUGGGAGUCCUGGGUGAAUUACCUCAAGGAAGAGAAACUUCGAGCAUUAGGCGUCAGUCCAAGCAAUUCGGAAGCUCCGCCAUCAACUCGAUCGCCUUUCUCGCCAACGUUGAGUCGCGUCUCGUCAAGCUAUCCAGGACUUGCACCGUCGCCUCCUGUCGCGCCCUCGUCGUCGGCCAGCAAUCCUCUCAGAGCAACUAGUAAUCCUUUUUCUCCCUCUCUCGUGUCCUCGGCUGGUAUUAGCCCUCAGCCUGGAUCGGUGGCACCAUCUCAGUUCAACGGUCUCCCCAAGUCACUACAUGGUUAUAAGCAGUCAAUGGCACAGCCAAAUGCCCAUGGCAGGAUGACCUCACCGUUUGAGCAUUCGCUGUCACAGUCAAGCUCGUUCGGGCCGGGAGUGCGGCCGAACAUCCAGCCUCUGUCUUCACGACAAAACAGCUUCUCGCCUAACCACCCCUUAUAUCUACCAAACCUGGGAGAAGUCUUGUCACCGGCGUCCCAACCGCGGGGGAUUGAUGUACGAGGCGGAAAUAUGAAUUUUGCUCCUGAACAAGGUCGGCAUAACCGUAUGCAAUCGCAAGACCAUAUACUUGUACCACAAAAUCAGCCAACCCCUAACCCUGCAUUGCCUCAACGCAUUGACAAUUUGGUGCGCACUCCAGACUACAAUGGACCAUCCAGACCUCCGAUUGAAAUUGCGCACCCUACUCCAAAGAGCCAUCGCCAUAAUCUGAGUGUGGCUCUACAGAGAGAAAUUGACGAAGCCGAGGCUGUAUCGCGCGAGGAGCAUGCAGAUGUGAAGCAUGAGGCACAUGAGAAUCUUGACAUAUCCUCGAGGAAAGAUUCCACCUUGGACGAGUCCCUGAACGAUGAGCCUCCUAUUUUGAGACGACCAGAAACGAUAACGGCGGCUGACGAGAGAUCGGAGAUUGAGACAAAUCCAAGCAUUGCCGCGACACCGAUGCUGAUGGAAGACAAGGAUGUAUCCCUAAAUUGGCAGGCAUUGAGCGAUGCCGCCAAAGCAGAACCCAAAUCUGUUCGCGAGCUCACUCAAGCAACGUCCAAACUCAAUGUAGAAGCAAAGGAAUUCGAUCCUCGAGCCGGGUUCUCAAGUUCCAACCCCUCAUUCGGAGGGGAUAGCUUCGCACCCUUCGGGCUGCCCCCGGCGCCGACUACGUUAACGGCCCAGAAGCCUGCCUCGAAGACCAGGUUCUCUGUGUCUCACCUCAAUGCCGACGCUCCAGCCUUUACUCCCUCCUUCAUACUUCAGGAAGCACCCAAAGAAUCAACACUCAAGCCUGCCGCCGCGACCUUUAAUGUGGACGCACCGGUAUUCAAUCCUUCACUAUCCCCGGCGACAAAUUUCAACGAGAGUGCGGACUCGGUCAACAGUCCAAACAGCGUAUUUGGCAAUGCUAACGCUGACGCUAACCCGAAGGCUACAAAGGCCAGCAAAGCGGUCCCAAUCAUGCUUCCCAAGUCAAAAGAUAUUGAGGAAAAGAAUAUUGAUUGGAAAGACGUCGAUGGUCAGGCGAUGACACCUGCAGAUAGGCAGAAGCGCGAACGACAAGAUGACAGCGAUGGCGAUCGAAGUCCUCAUUUUGCCGAUUCAGCACCAUUCAAUCAUUCGAGAAUUUUAUCGGAGAUUGUGGAUAAUGCUGAUACUAAGGGACCAACUCCGGAAAGUCCUAAAAAGCCAUUGGAUGGAUGGUCAUAUAUUCCAGCGGAAGAAACUCAGCCAGAAGAUGCCCCCGCGCCACCUGCAGCUCAGAAAGCCCCGGAUGAAAGCCGUGAACAUGGCUCUGAUUUUACUUUUAAGAAUCAACGUGAUGCAGCCAUGUUUAAUGAGGCCAUACCGCCUUUGGAGACUCCGGGGAAAGUGGAAUUUGACAAGAUUGAUGAACCAGCGUCCUUGGAUGAGGUGAAGCAGGAGGAAGAAUCACCUGUGAAGACGACGACGCCUACGGGGGAACAAAAUCGGAAACCAAAGUCAUCACUCUCUGCGCUCGCCAAACCAUUCGAAUUUAAGCCUCACGUUUCAAGCCCAUACGCGUCUUCAUCAGUUACGACUCCUAAAAUCCCUCAAGUAUCGGCAGCUUCCCCAUAUGGGGCAACGCCAAGCCCGGAACAGCCGUCUGCUCUGCUCACAGCUAACCAUCCCUCUCCUCCGCAUGACCUGCAUUCCUAUAGGGAGAAUGAGGGAAAACCGGUCCCUGAAAGCCCAGAGGCACGUGUCGAGGUUACUGAGGAGAAUUCCGUUGACGAUGAGGUAGAACCACAGCAAGGCAAUAAGAGCCCAGAGGAGGAGAUUACCCAAAUUCUUGAUAAUUCACCUCACGGGCAGGAAGAUGAGCCUGAUGUUCAAAGCUAUUCAUUGCGCCAUCAAGAUGAGCCGGUACCAUCUUUUGAAGAAAUCGAUGCUGUCAUGAAGCAUCUUGAAGUCCAUCCAGAACUUGGCGUUGAACGAAACGACACACCCAUACAAUCUACACCACUGGUCGACAUGCAUCUAAGUGGCAACUUCCGCAGCGAUGCUCCAAGUCCGAGCCCUCCUAGGACUCGAGACAACAAGCCAUCACAAAGUGAUGCCUGUUUUUCGCCAUCAUUUGGUCUCGGGAUUGGAGUCCACAAUCUCAAUACAGGUACAGGCAGGGAUGAUGUGAGUGAUUGGGGAGAUGCGUUGCCCGCAGCGGAAGAGGCCAAACUACAACUUCGUUCUCAGUUCUUUGACGGUCAUGUCAACGACUUGGUUGGUGGUAUCCUUGAGAAUCGCCUAGGUCCUCUCGAGCGUACUCUCCAGACCAUCCAAGAUUCUUUGGCUUUGAUGACAACAGGUUCGAAGCCCAAGAGUGAUCGACGGAGCAUGUCGACUGAUCCGAAAGAUUCCGAUGCCGAUGAUGAAGAUGACUACGAUGCUUACGAAGGCUUUGCUUCUUACAGAACGAAGUCACCUAUGGCGAGAAGAGGGGAGCGGAAGCAAGACAAGAUCCGCGCAGCAGUUACGGAGGCUCUGGCUGCGUAUCAACCACCACCUCAGCCACAACCUGACCUGACAGAACUCAGUAGCGUUCUGCAAGAGAUGAGACAAUUGGCUCAGCAAGCAGGCUCUCAAAAAACUCAAAGCGAACUCAAGACUAUUAUGGAAGAUGUCAUCUCCCAUCACCCUCAUCUACGAGGUUCCGGGGUUCAGCAGGAUCACGAAACUGCUGAAACGAAGGUCAGACCUCAGAUCGACGGGCUUGAAAGCAUGCUCAAAAUUUCUAAAGAACAUGCUACUGAAGAAUCUAAACUCCGACGAGAAAGCGAAAAGAAAGUAAUGGAACUCGAACUUCGCUUGAAAAUUGCCGAGGAAGAAGCCGCCCAAUACCGAGAAACCAUGCGGGCGUUUGUUGAGGAGAAAGAAUCAUACAAAAACCUUGAGGAUGAUGUCGAUGCCCUGACACUCAAGAACACCGCAUUAGAGACUACACUUGAGGAGUAUCGCGUUUCGAGUGAUCAGUGGCGCUCUGAUAUUCGUUCCGAGCGUGAGAAGAAUGUCCUACUCAAGAAUACAUUACGAGAUCUCCAUCAACAAUUAGAAGAUCAGUCACACUCUCGACAAGCUCUUCGGGCCAAGGUUGAACGUGUUCAGGCACAAAUGACCCAAGUUGUCCAAGAUUUGCAUGCUGAACAAGGAGAGUGGCGCCAGAAAGAGCACAGUCUUCUGAGCAAGCUCGCCCUUACUCAGGGUGCCCUAGAACAAGAGAGGCGUCGUCGUGAGAAAGUCGAACUCGAACUGGAUUCCUUGGAGAAAGAGCAUAAAGCUAAUCUCCAUGCCAAGACUGCCCUGGAACAAGCUCGCCUGGAUAUUUCACGACUGAAUGAGUUGGUAGUAUCCCUACGAAAGGAGAAUAGAGCACUUGACACGAAAGCUUUCAACUUAAACCGAGAAUUAGCUCAUACCCUGGGCAGCAAAGAUGCAGAAAUUGCAACCGCUACCGCCAAAUUACAAGCCGAGCUGGAUAGCGCCAAAACUCAGCUCCUUAGCAUUCGGACGGAUUCUGAGGCCCGAAUUUCGAGGUUGCAGAGCCGACUCGAUCAUGCAGAGUUGGACAUUGAAGACCAAAAGGCCAAACAUGAUGCCCUCUUGUCGGAAACGAUCGAAGCGCACAAGGACGCACUUCGAGAAGCCGAUGAGAAGCGAGAGAGUGCGCUGGAAGAUCAACACCAAAUGCAUGAAAAGAAACUCAAUGACCUUCGUGAUCGCCACACACGAGAGCUGCAUAACUCAUUCGACAACCGGACCAGAUUGGAGCAUCAGCUCAACGAAAGAUUAAGCUUGAGCGACGAUAAAGUGAAGCACUUAGAAAGAAAAGUGGCCGAUCUUGAGGAAAGAUUGGAAAUCACCAAAUCAGCUGCCAGAGCCGCUGUGGAAGCCGCAACAGCCAAAGGUGUCAACUUACCCACUCCCGCUCCUUCAGUUGUGGCAUCACCACCACAGCGUGCUGCAAGUGCUUCAAUGUCGUUUGCGAAAGGCUCUGAGGUUCCAGAAAAAAUCUCUCCUCAAGCUCUUCGUGAAUCUAUUAUGGUCUUGCAAGAUCAGUUGCAGAACCGUGAGCAGAAGAUCGAACAAUUAGAAUCUCAACUCGCCGAAGUGGACCGAGAAGCUCCCAACAAGCUCAAGGAGCGUGAUACGGAAAUCGGCUGGCUUCGUGAGCUGCUCAGCGUCCGGAUUGAUGAUCUCGAGGAUAUUAUCAAUACUGUAUCACAGCCUGACUUUGACCGUAUCACGGUCAAGGAUGCUGCAAUCAGACUGAAGGCAAAUCUACAAAUGGAGCAACAGCUCAAAGAACGUGCUGCUUCAGGACUGACCAGCUCCUUCCCAUCAAUAUCAGCACUACAAAGUUAUGCCCAAUCUCCCCGUGCUCUCCCUAUGGCGGCUGCUGCAGCCUGGGGCAAUUGGCGACGAGCUAGAGACUCCUCGAUUGGUGCAAUAUCUGACUUGGCCACUAAUACUGGGAAUCAGACCCCUUCAAGAUCUACAAUUGGAAGCCCAGCAAGUUUCCUCUCGGGAAUCAUAACUCCACCAAGUACGAGUCAAAAGCAAUCUGCAUCGAAUGAGGUACCUAUUCUACCGCCGACUAUGAAGCCACUCGCAGCCCACGUUCAAGCCCGAAAAGCUGGAUCCGAAGCCAGACCACUGAGAUCGUAUAGUUCGCAGCCAAGGGCAUUGUCCAGCAGGCAACUAGAAAAUCGCCCCGAAAGCUCGGAGUCACAGUCUCAUCCUCAACCUAGGUCUCAGUCGCCACACACCCCGAUCCAAUUUAGUCGGCCGAGCCUUGAUUUGGCUGAAGACGUCGAUGAAGAUGCUUCACCCCUUGAAAGGAAGGAUACACGACAUCUCGAGGAGGCCGAGCCACUCGCUGAAUGA
This is a messenger RNA of Rhinocladiella mackenziei CBS 650.93, 6543 nucleotides long. RefSeq lists its product as uncharacterized. The coding region runs from base 1 to 6543 and encodes 2180 amino acids. The record is from RefSeq and is a predicted model, not a curated record. The transcript has a single exon. Lineage: Eukaryota; Fungi; Ascomycota; Eurotiomycetes; Chaetothyriales; Herpotrichiellaceae. Gene Ontology annotation, cellular component: cytoskeleton.